UGGUUUACAGCAUUGCUAGAGGAAUGGAAAGAGCGAGUAGUGUAUAGAAGACAUCUUCCAUCUGUUCCUUGCGGUGCCACGUAGGAUUGCACACACGGUUUCACUGCACGCAUCAACUGACGGGCGGAGGAUAGAAGAAUAUUUAGUUGGCCAAAUCAAAACCCUUCCACCUCAUCAAAUCGUGUAGAAAUCUUAUUUGGUACGUAAGUGUCAGUUCGAUUCUGCCCCGCAACGAGCGCAGGGCAACACGUGCAGCUGGAGGGGCAUUUCCCAGGCGGUGUGAAAGCGUCUAGCGCGAUAGAUUUGCAAGUGCCCGCCAGCGCCUGUGUGGGACUCAACAUCUUCAACCACCUCUCUUUCCCUCAUCUCCAACUUUCCUGCUUCUCUACUACCAUACACAUACAUAUCCACAACCCGCUCAAGAUGUCGGAGCCUAUCCGCAACAAGAAGACAGAGUCUAUGUCUGCCCCAACCCCUCAAAAUACGCCCGCCAAUGCUGCUCCAAUCUCAUCAAGAGCUCAGCAGCCUGGUGUGUCGAGUAUCAAGGAGGAGGACAUCGAUCGCAUGGCCGCCGCCUCAAUCUUUGCCCAGAAUCCGCAGCUUGUGUCCAUGAUCCAAGGCAAGCUUGGUAGCCUCGUCGGCCGCACAUCUGGAUACAUCGAGUCCCUGCCUGUAUCUGUACGUCGUCGCGUGUCCGGCCUGAAGGGUGUUCAGAAAGAUCACUCCAAGCUUGAGGCACAGUUUCAAGAGGAAGUCCUCCAGCUAGAGAAGAAGUUCUUUGCGCUCUUUACACCCUUGUACGAGAAGCGUGCUAAGAUUGUCAACGGUGCCGUUGAGCCCACCGAGGCUGAGGUCGAGCUUGGUGAGAAGAAGGAAGAGGAUGAUGAAGAGGAGGACGAGGACGACGAGCCUAUCGAGAAGAACGAGGAUGCCGGUGAGGAUGUCAAGGGCAUUCCGGAGUUCUGGCUGUCGGCUAUGAAGAACCAGGUGUCGCUUGCAGAGAUGAUCACGGACAGGGAUGAGGAAGCUCUGAAGAGCUUGACAGAUAUCCGCAUGGAGUAUCUUGACCGCCCGGGCUUCCGUCUCAUCUUCGAAUUUGGCGAGAACGAGUUCUUCACCAACAAGCUCAUCACAAAGACGUAUUUCUACCAAGAAGAGAAUGGCUAUGGUGGUGACUUCAUCUACGACCAUGCUGAGGGCGACAAGAUUGAGUGGAAGGCGGGCAAGGACCUGACGGUCAAGGUUGAGAGUAAAAAGCAACGUAACAAGAACACUAAGCAAACCCGCGUUGUCAAGAAGACUGUACCGACUGAGUCUUUCUUCAACUUCUUCGCGCCACCCAAGCCCCCAGCCGAUGACGAAGAGACGUCUAGCGACAUUGAGGAGCGACUAGAGCUUGACUACCAGCUCGGUGAGGACAUCAAGGAGAAGCUGAUCCCACGUGCUAUCGACUGGUUUACUGGCGAGGCACUCCAAUUCGAGUCGAUGGGCGAAGACUUUGACGAGGGUGACUUUGAAGACGAAGAUGAUGAGGAAGACGACGAUCUCUCCGACGACCGAGACGAUGACGAAGAGUCUGAUGAUGACGUGAGUGCAGCACCGAAGACGGCGCAGAGUCGGCGCUAG
Pseudovirgaria hyperparasitica is the source of this 1626-nucleotide messenger RNA. RefSeq names its product NAP-domain-containing protein. Gene Ontology annotation, molecular function: histone binding; chromatin binding. Gene Ontology annotation, biological process: nucleosome assembly. The record is from RefSeq and is a predicted model, not a curated record. Gene Ontology annotation, cellular component: nucleus; chromatin. The coding region runs from base 424 to 1626 and encodes 400 amino acids. The transcript has 4 exons. NCBI's taxonomy places the organism in Eukaryota, Fungi, Ascomycota, Dothideomycetes, Acrospermales, Acrospermaceae.